Molecule: messenger RNA, 1530 nt
Organism: Cyphellophora europaea CBS 101466
Lineage: Eukaryota; Fungi; Ascomycota; Eurotiomycetes; Chaetothyriales; Cyphellophoraceae
Exons: 1
Coding region: 1-1530 (509 amino acids)
Source: RefSeq, a predicted model, not a curated record
AUGAGCGCCGUGGCGAAUCAUGCUCCUGGAAAGGAGCGGAAGGGAUCUAUUUUCAAACUGUUCGGCAAGCACAAGAAAGAACGGGCUCAAUCGGUGGCCCCGGACGAUGGACAUUCACAUAGGAGCUCCGUCUCCCAAACACCUCGCAGGAGCCUGCAGAUCUCAAGCAAGGAUGCCUAUAUCAUCGAGCAGCGGUCGACGAACGCUAGCUCUCUGAGCGGAGGUUCUAGCCUCGCAGCUGUGUCCACCCCGUACCAGCGAGACAAGCAAACCGGGGAGACAAAGUACGUGCGUGACACACAGACGGGCGAGAUCAUCGACCAUACCGAAAUGCUUCACUCCUUGGGUCUGGUUGAUUCGGCAAAAGAGGUGCCUCUUUUGAUGCGGAUACAGAGCCAGGACGGUACGGAGCCCGGCGAGAAGAUUGUCGCAAGACUUGAGGCGAAGAUAUGGGAUUCUAUCCACACAUAUCUCAGCUUGGCCGACGUUGCUGCACUGUCGUUCUCCUGCAAGGCCUUCCAUCAACGCCUGGGCGACAGUCCAUUCACAGACCUCAACCUGUCUGACAACAAGGACGAGAAGGAUGACUUCCUAAUACGAUUGGACAAGACUCUUCCGGCGCAUCUUCUAUGCUUCGAUUGCCAGAAGUAUCACAAGAGGUUAAAUCCUGGUGAAGAGAAAUUGAUGCCCGUCAACGUGUUGAACCCAGUGUACACGUGCCCGGAACUGGGCAAUCCGAACAAGAUCUACCCCAGGAUCCGACUGACCUUCGACCGUAUCUUACCGCUCACUUUCCUACAGCUUGCCAUGCGCGCCCACCGGUUUGCGCCUCAAUAUGGCAUCACUACAGAAUCUCUAUUCCGGCGAUACAAGGACAAAGUUGACGACAGCACUUGGUCGCACCAAACCAAAUUUGUUGUUGUCAAGGGCCACCUUCUCAUGCGAGUGAUGAGCCAGUGCUAUGCUCCUCCAGGCCUGCCGCCAGCUGGUGAACGACAUCUCCUGUACUCGCGACAAAACUUCAUUCCCUUUUUCUCAGUUUGCCCGCACUGGCAAGAUGGCGUGCUCAUGACCAACGUCAAAUGUGCUCUUCGCCACAUCCCGAAGCCGUUAGAGGGCAGUGGCAUCAACCGGAUCGCUAAUGAGGCAAAGCUUCAUUUCAAUCCACACAAUCCUAUCAUCAGCCUGUGUAACGAAUGCCGGCCCAUGCGACGAUGUCCUGAAUGUCCGUCGGAGUAUUUGAUCGAGGUUAGGAUGACCGAGGAUCGAAGUGACCCUUCAAAGCUGUUCAAACAGACUCUUGUGGUCACACGCUGGACCGACCUAGGAGAUGGGACCUCACCUUAUACACCGGAAUGGGCUGCACUUAAUGGCAGGCCGGGCUUUGAUUCCAUCCAAGCAUUGGGCAAGAGAGCUGUUGCGGGUCAAUUUGAAGCAGAAUUCAAUGGCGACGUCCUGCCUUCGCAAAAUAUGCUCUCGAUGAAUCCUGAGAAGGUCAAGCUAGGAGAGCGCGGCCAUGACUGGUAUUGA